Messenger RNA from Blastomyces gilchristii SLH14081, 249 nucleotides. RefSeq lists its product as uncharacterized. Bases 1 to 249 code for a protein of 82 amino acids. NCBI's taxonomy places the organism in Eukaryota, Fungi, Ascomycota, Eurotiomycetes, Onygenales, Ajellomycetaceae. The record is from RefSeq and is a predicted model, not a curated record. The transcript has a single exon.
AUGUUGACUGAGAAGGAGGAUGGUGUUGCAAUGAUGAUGAGAAGAACAGGAGAAGGACUGAACACAGAUAAACUGACUGACAGAAGAGAUGACAUCUCACUGCAAGGCACAGCAACUACCACCACAGCUGUAAGAGAAGCAGGAGAAGAUGUGGCAAUGAAAGUGAUACUCCCGCGGCUCAUUGACAUCACUGCCUCUGCCUUCAACCUGACUUUCUUGGCAGUUACAGAGACCACAGCCGCAUCAUGA